Phytophthora infestans T30-4 is the source of this 315-nucleotide messenger RNA. RefSeq lists its product as uncharacterized. Lineage: Eukaryota; Oomycota; Peronosporomycetes; Peronosporales; Peronosporaceae. The transcript is spliced from 2 exons. The coding region runs from base 1 to 315 and encodes 104 amino acids. The record is from RefSeq and is a predicted model, not a curated record.
AUGGCGACCAAGAGCGUACGCUGGUCCACCGUCACCGUCUACGAGUUCGGCGUGGGCAUCGGCGGCAGCGCAGUGCCUCGACGCGGUGGUCCAGCGGUGGGGCUGGCUCGAACCCCGCAAUGUGUGUGGAGGACUUCAGAAACCGCAGGACGACAUCGGCGGAGACGCGUGCGCUGGUUCAAGCCGCUGGAGCGCAUCACGAUGCUGGAGAAGGCAGGCUACAGCGAGGAGCGAAUUUUCCGCUCAAUGCUCAUGGAGUCGUCCAGCAUCGCCCAGUCGCGACGGCUCUGUCUGCGUGUCGAGUGUGUGGCCUAA